This is a messenger RNA of Homalodisca vitripennis (glassy-winged sharpshooter), 6258 nucleotides long. RefSeq names its product post-GPI attachment to proteins factor 3 (gene PGAP3). The record is from RefSeq and is a predicted model, not a curated record. NCBI's taxonomy places the organism in Eukaryota, Metazoa, Arthropoda, Insecta, Hemiptera, Cicadellidae. The transcript is spliced from 7 exons. Bases 178 to 1131 code for a protein of 317 amino acids. Gene Ontology annotation, molecular function: hydrolase activity, acting on ester bonds. Gene Ontology annotation, cellular component: endoplasmic reticulum membrane. Gene Ontology annotation, biological process: GPI anchor biosynthetic process.
UUUUGUUUUUCCAAACAGCUGUUGGAAGAGGACAUCAAGAUAAUGACAACAUUAAGAGGAACUGUUGAGUGUGGGAAGAAUUUAAUCACUAAAGUUAUUUAUUCAACUGGAAUACUUAUUCAAAGUAUUCCAGUUUAGAAAAUGGUAGAAUAGAAAUGUUACAAUCAAGAAUGUAAAAUGAAUAAAUUAUUUACAUUGGGUUUUAUUUUUCUUUUAACAGGAUUGGAAGCUGAUGCUUCACUGGGCGAUAGCUUCCCCUCGUACAAAUCAUGUGUAGAUACGUGUAAAAUGGAAUAUUGUCAAACAGACGGAUACUAUUUCAAACAGCCAGAUGGCAAGUUUAACUGGGCUGGGUUAAUCCAGUGGCGUUGCUCAGACGAUUGUCGCUAUAGAUGCAUGUGGGCCAUUGUCGACAAUUUUGAGAGGAAGGGAUGGCCUCCACCCCAGUUCCACGGGAAGUGGCCGUUUAUCCGAUGGAUGGGUCUCCAAGAACCAGCAUCUGUUGUGUUCUCUCUGUUAAAUCUGGCUAUCCAUAUUGUUAUGUUUCGCAAGUUCAGAAAUGAAGUCAGACCCAAUAGUCCCAUGUAUAAAGUCUGGUUCCUUUACGCUGGUGUUUGUAUAAACUGCUGGGUAUGGUCUGCCAUUUUCCAUUCCCGAGACCUGCCACUCACGGAAUUGAUGGACUAUUUGUCAGCAUUUGGAAUGGUCUUCUAUUCUCUGUAUGGUAUGAUAAUGAGGGUACUGAUCAGAGCACCAGGACCUCUCUCGGUGUUAUUUACUCUAGUCUGUGUCUCCUUCUUCAUCAACCAUGCAGGCUACCUAGUCUUGGACCAGUUCGACUACCAGUACAACAUGUCUGCCAACAUUGCCGUGGGUAUCCUAAGUGCUGGUGUUUCGGCUGUAUGGAGUCUGGCAUCAUGGAGGCAGGUGAACCACUCCAAGUACCUGGCCACUGUAGUGGUCCUGGGCCUGCUCACCACACUCCUAGAGGUCUCUGACUUUCCACCCUACCUCUGGGCAUUCGACGCUCACGCUCUGUGGCACCUCUCCACCACACCGAUACCUUAUUUCUUUUGGAGGUUUGUAAUAGAAGAUUGCAAGCACCUGAGGAAAACUCUAAAGGAGAGAUGACAAAACCUGAACUGCAUCUUGAACAAGUGGGUGCGUCGCAGCAGUCUUCCGAGCAACUACAUCAAAUUGUUACGAUGCAAAGAGAAUCCCUCCUAGCCCAACGUUUCCACCUGUAAACGAGUCUAGACUUAAGCAGUACAAAUUACACAUCAGUAACUUUUAGCCGUCUUAUGUGAUAAGUAAAUUAGAUUCAAGACUAGCUCUAUUCUAACUUCCUUUCCUUGUGGUGAAGCAGCAGUUGGUGUACAAAAAUCGUGAAUGAAUCCAUUCAUUGAAAAUAAUACCAUCUUUUGCUGCUGCUACAUUAUUAUAUUUUAAUCGACAAUUUGACUGAUUUCUUUCUUGGGAUCAUUUAUGAUGAUGAUGAGUUAACUUUAACAAUUGUGAUAUUGGCUUUUAUGCCACAAGAGAUCUACUAUAUUUAUUGAUGUUAUGUGUAAUGUAUUACCCACUAUAGUCUGUGAAAUAGAUAUUAAAAUCUGUAGGAAGAAGCAAUUCAUUUAACCACAGGGUUUUAAGUUAAAGAUAUUGCAUGAUUCAGCAAUGGUUUCAGUUUCAACGUUUUUGACCUCUCAAGGAAGUCUUUAGAAUUUUUAAUAAAAGAGUUAGUUUUUUCCUACAAGUGGUGACAGGAUGCCCAAGAGCAUAUUUCCCUACACUGUGAAUAUCAGGAACUAAUUAUUAGUUAGUUGUUUUUAAUUAAUUUUGAUCUGAAUUUUUAUGACAACAGUUCUUUAUAUUUAUCAAUGGGUCUGGCUUAAGUUAAACGUUUAAAGAUAUUUUUUAUUUUACUUUUAAAUUAUUUAAGUACACAUGUGUUCAUUUUUAUUUGUUAGUUUGACCAUUUUGUAAUGGUAAAAGUUAAAUGUUAAUUUUUAACAUAAGGUAAGAUAAGACUAUGUUAAUUUUUAUUGUGUCAUAUUUUGAAGCUCUGCUUCUGUACGAUUACGAUCAACAUAAUAAUGCAAUAGUCCUUAAUGUUGGUAAUACUCAAGUUCUUUCAUGUAGAUAUAGAUGCUUGAAAAACAAAAAUAUUAUAACACAAUCUUAACGUACUACACAUAUUUUGCUAUUUUUCCUACUGUUUAGGCAUCUGUUGGGGCUGAAUUGUUGUUGUGUUAAAUGGUACAGAAUAUGAAAUUUACUAGAAAUGUCAAAAAUGUUUAACAAAUUAUGAUAAAAGUAUUCCAAAUAUUGGAUGUUAUUGUUUUAUGUCAAGCAGGUUUUAUACUAUUUAAACAAACAAAGAGCAAUGUCAAGGAUUGAUAUUAUCCAGUAAUAUCGCUCAACUCCAGUAUGUUCAACUAGUGAUAUGUCAUUUUAAAGUACAUUUUGAACCACUGCUGCCAUAAAGAAAAUAAUUUUAGCGAUAUCAGUAAUCAAAGUACACCCACAUCAAUAAGUGAGAAUUACAUGUUAGCUAUAUAGAAAUCACAGAUCAAAAUAAAUUUAUCUCAUUUAGAAGCAGUUAUGUAUUGUUCAUAUUUUCUAAUAGGCACGGCUCUUACCAAAAAUACAUUGUAUUCAGUUUAGGAAAGCCUAAAAACUGUGAAAACUUAGUAUGCCCACAACAUUUUGAGGUUCUUUUAGUUUUCUAAUUAAAAACUUCUUACUAUAUAAGAUCUAGGCUGCUUUAAUUUGGUACUCUGUAUUUUGUAUCAAACAAUAUAUUUUUUAGAAUUUUAUGGAAAUGUUGGUGUAGUUACAAUUUAUUUUUAAUCAAGAUUGCAGUUCAAUGUAUUUGAAAAUGUAUAAAUUAUGUAUGUAUAUAAGUACCACAGAAAAUUCCUGUCGGGGAUCAAAAGAACUUAUAAUUAGUAAUAGUUUCUUCAAAUAUAUUGUAUAUAUCAAACUCAUGACUAUUAUGAAUCUAAUUUUAUAUUACUUCAAAAUGCUGAUCUUCAUGUAUACGUGUACACUAUUUUUAUAAAUUUAUUAUUAUUGUGUUCAAUAUUAUAUUAUACUAUAACAUUAAAGUUUAAGUUAGUGAAUCUUGCCCCUCAAAUAAACUAAAACUAUAAUAGUUUGUAAUUAUUGAUAGCCAUGCAUCUGUGUUCUGUGUAAAUAGAUACUUAGUUUUAGAAUUAAGACAGAAUUGAUGUAUUAUACUCAACUCAACUUACAUAACCCUAAGAUCCAGAGGUUUUUUACUUGCCUCCAGCAACUUAAUGUACUUUCCUGCUAUCCCAAUUUUAAAACUAUGGGCGCAUAUGAGUUAAUGUGACAGAGUACUAACAUUUUUAAGGACAUAUUAAUUUUUUUCAAAAUAGUUCAAACUAAUGUUUCUUUAACCCUUUGAUUCCUGCGUCAUCAACUAUUGUACAAAAAGUAUAUAAAUUUCCGAUAUUGACUUUUUAUAGUUUGUAUUCUGCUAAUAUUUAACAUCAUAUUCUGUUAUUCCAGUUAUUUAAACAUAUUACUAUGUUCUAUAGAUUCCAUUGUCAAUGUGAAAAUAUUUUCAAUAUGUUAUUUCAUAGCUUAGUUUAUACUGAGUUUUUAUAAAUUUAGUAUUUGGUUUUGUACAUGUGACCAAAAUAGACACAUCACUCCCAAGGGUUGAAACUGUAUUAAUCAUAAUAAUACAUAUGCUGUUACGAAUGGUACAUGCCUUCUUUUAACUUUGGCACUGGCAGUAUUUUAAUGACAAUCCCUGCAGUAGUAGUGAUCCAAAUAAUAUCAUGGUUUGGUAAAAUGAUUGACUUAUAACUGUACUGAAUAUUGUGUUUUACGAUAAUAGUUAGGUACGUUUCGGAAAACAAAAUAUAGUUCUGUAACUCAUUUAUGCUCGCUGUAUACUUUUGAGAACAGUCAACUUGGCUACCUUGUGCUCUGUGCUAUCAUGAUGUAAUAAUAAAUUGGAUUAUUUGCAUAGAUUAAAUACAGUUUAUUUCUUGUUACGUAGAAAGUGCAAGAGUUAUAUUAAUUAACAAAUUGUAAUAACGUAAUUACUAUAUUAAAAAUUAACAAAAACCAAUAUCUUAAAAUAUUUUGCAAUUGUAAUAAUAUUUUAGUUUGUAAUUUAAAAGUUAGCUUUUGUGGUCAGCCGAUAAGUGUAGCCUAAUCCAUCUUUGAUUUUGUAUUUGUAGUAAAAUGGCUUACUGCUGGUUAUUAUUUCCUCAUAAACCAUAUAUUUUCAAAAAUAGACAACUGUGGUCGUGUUUUGACCAUCUUAUAAUUCCGAACUUCAUUUAUAAUAUAUAUGUUACCAUAUAAAUUGUAUAAUUUAUUUAUCCAAUUGCUUUAACGCUUAUAAAAUAUAUAUUAAUAUAAUAUUUCAUGUUUUCAAAUUCCACAGAUACUAUUAAAUAAAACCAUACAGCUUAUGAAAGCUAAUUUUUUUAGAGUGAGAGAACAGUUUGAGUGUAAGUGAAUCAUUGGGGAAGAAAUUUGCCACUACAGGAUUUUUAAAAAUCAGGGUCAUUCUCAUUGUGUGAUUAUUGCUAUAGUUUAGAGAAGCUGCUACUGAAAUUGUAAAGAUUCUCUAUCAAUAAAUAUUCUUAGAAUAAGUGAAUAGAAUUUAUAGACAAGAUGAAGAAAAUAAGGACGAUGUCUUGUCUUAUAAAAGCUCUGGUUGUAGGGUAAUUCACAAAACAAUUAGUAAACGUUCAUGGAUGAUGCUUUUGUUGUUUCAUUUCAUUUGGUUAUUCACAUAGGUUACGGACAUCUCAUUCAUAAGAUAUAGAUUGUUAGAGAUAAAGACCAGAUCUGAGUGUUACUAUUGGCUAGGUAAGAAAUGUGAGUCCUGUGUUCAUUUCUAUAUUUUUGCUUUUUUAGUAUGUCUAUGUAAUCAUGACAAUAUCCUAACACUUAUAAGUAAUUUGAAGGGAGGGAAAUUAGUGCCAACCAUCGUUCUUAGCUAAACUGAGCUGCCUGUUUUUAUGUGAAAGCCAUAAAUUCCAAGCAUCACUGAACAGUUUGCAAAAUCUCCACUGGAUUGCUCUGUGUAUUUCUUGCUUUUAUUAUUACUCUGUGGAACCUCUUAGGAGGAAAAUAUUGAUGACUCGGAUAUUGAUUCAGAAUAGCCUUUAAACAGGUUUCCACAGUUUGAGUUCAAUGUUGCUUGGAAUAAUUAUAUUUAUCCUAAACUAUAGUGUUUGUUAUUUUGAGUUAGCAUUAGAGCCAGUUAUUUUGAGUUAGUAUUAGAGCCAAUACAUUUUUACCAAGUAAUGUUAACAUGAAAUUAAAUGCUGAACCAAUAAAAAUUGUGUGGUUUGAGGCUUAAACCAUGUCAAAUGAUUUUGUUCACAUGUCCUUUAAUGAGAAACGUGAAAAGGUAUUUUAAUGCUUCGCACUAUAUUCUCCCGAAUUAGUCUAUGUUGGUAGGCUCUCUAUAUCCCUGAAGACCCGUUUUGUAAUAUAAUUAUGCAUAUAAAAAGAAUAUUAUUGCAUUUUAAAAGGUUAUCUUAAUAGAUUAUUGCACAAAUAUACCUAACCUAAAUACUUUUAAACUAAUCUUAAUUUCUUUGCCAACAUCAUGGUUUAUGGAUUUAGUCAAACUUAAAAUAUUCAACACAUCAAAGCUAAAAAAAAAUAUGUUUGACAUUAUUUUUCUCUAACCCCUUCAUUUAAUAUUAAUUGGCAAAAUUGAUUAACGCUCUUAAAUUUAUCUUUGCCAAAAAAUGAAAGUACUAAACAUUUGUUUAAACAUUACCAAAACUGGCAGAAUAGUAAGGAGCUGGCUCAGUUUGGUGCCCUAAAUGUUACCAAACGCAAACUGUAAACUUCCUAAAUAUCCUUUUCUUCCAUGUUUAAUCUUGUUAUUCUCUAUUGACUGUUUACUGUUCAAUGACUAGUUCUAAUAAAAAUGUGUAUGAGAUAAACAAGUUGGUGUUUGUAAGUGAUAUCCUGGUUGUUUAAUCCUGUUGUUGUCACGAAAAGUUAGUGUGUGUUAUUUAUUAAGAUAUUUAUAGAGUUGUAAUGUUUCUGUAUUUUUAUUGUUACUUUUAAACUUCCUCUGUUAGAAAUAUAAAAAGAUGUUCAAUACUGUCUGACUGUACAUUGUAAUGAUCUAUUCUUGAAUAUAUGAAUAUUUUAAAGACCAACUUCAUGUACAUACUGUUAAAGUGAUUAUAGUGUUUCUCUCCUUCAAUCUUAUUUUUUGUAAUAAAAUACAUGUCUGAUAUUUUA